GAAAACAAUUUAAAAAAUUAGAAAACAUAAUGGUCAUGGUUUGAUCAUGCAUAAAUCCUUCGAAAAAACAAGGUGUAGUAAGAAGCGUUUCAAAUUUGAGUUGAAAAUUUGUUCUGUGGUGAUUUUAAAGUUGUUUUUGAGUUAAAAAUGGUGCGCGUUUCGCUUGGAUUUAGUAAAGGAUUGUUAGCGUUUUUUAAUUUUUUGUUGUUGGCAUGUGGUUGUACAUUAAUAUCAGGAGGAUUAUUAGUUUUAUUCGACCCUGAAAGAGUUUUACUUUCACGACUUUUAUCAAGCGGAACGUUAACAACAUUAUCACACCCUUUACUUUACUAUUUAGGACUAGGAUUAGUCGUUUUGGGUUUAAUAUUAUCAGGAACUGGUCUUUUGGGAUGUUGGGCUUCGUGUUUAAUCAGCUAUUCAAUUUUAACCGUGUACUUUCUGUUUAUUAUCGUCGUCUUGGUUGGAGAAUGUGGAAUCUAUGCCAUAGCUUGGGCAUGGCCUCAAUGUUUAGGCUUGGGAAUGAUCCCGGAAGAACUUACGAAAUCGUUACAAAGAAGUUAUGGCGUUGCUGGGCAAGAACAAUUUACCGCAGCGAUCGAUUUAGCUCAAACAUUAUUUAAAUGUUGUGGAAUUCAAUCGUCGAUUGAAUAUGAAACGUCAGUUUGGAGAUUACAAUCAUUAGGACCAUCGUUAAACGUUCCAUUAACAUGUUGUAAAUUGGAAAAUACUGAAAAUAUUUACGCGUAUUUAAACCCGAAACCACUUAACGGUACUUUGUGUCAAUUUUUAGAUAAAGAUUUACAACAAGGAUUCCGACAUUUUCCGGGUUGUUCCGAACAUUUAGAACACUGGUACAAAGAACAAUAUAUAAUAUUUUUAGGUGUAGGCUUAAUCGUAGUUUUAAUUGAAUUCACAGUGCUUUUAUGCACGAUUUUAGCUUGCACCAAAAUAUACAAAUCGAAACACGCUAAACACCAAAAUGAAACCAAAGAAGAAUCGAAUACUUUAAAAUCGUUAAACCGUUGCAAAGAUGAUGAUAGUUUAAAGAAUUCUUUAGCCUAUACAAACGAUGUUUAUACUUUAAGCAGUAGUUUUCGACAAAAUUAUAAAACCGUAGAUCGAGCAUGAUGGUUAUUUGAUGGCGUAUCGCCCUAUGAUUUAAAUUAUACAUUUGACGACGAAGCUAAUUCUAUGUUAUGGUAAUAAAGUCUUUUUUAUAAGAGAAA
Messenger RNA from Onthophagus taurus, 1226 nucleotides. RefSeq names its product Tetraspanin 68C (gene Tsp68C). Gene Ontology annotation, cellular component: plasma membrane. Lineage: Eukaryota; Metazoa; Arthropoda; Insecta; Coleoptera; Scarabaeidae. The record is from RefSeq and is a predicted model, not a curated record.